Messenger RNA from Triticum urartu, 2407 nucleotides. The record is from RefSeq and is a predicted model, not a curated record. Lineage: Eukaryota; Viridiplantae; Streptophyta; Magnoliopsida; Poales; Poaceae.
AAACAAUAAAAUAAAUAAUAUAUAUAAAAAAAGAUUUUGAUGAAAUUCCAUUUUUUGGGGUACUUUAGUUGAUUUUACUCUGUUUAUCCUGUAGUUUAAUUCAGUUUUAAUUUCGAUGUAUUCUGUAAUGUAAAUACAAUGAAAUUAAUUGUGUAAAAUGAAAUUUCAAUAAAAUAAAAAAAUGAGUCUUCAUGUCCCGUUAUCGAGGACCUCGUUUAAAAAAAAUACGCCGUCUGGGAGCUUUACCAGGACUCAGUAGAAAAACACCUAAAUCCGGAAGUAAUCUUAAAAAUAAUUCAAUUCUGGGAAAAAGGAGCAAUGUCGUAUUCGUCUUCAAGAAAAACAGAAAUUGCGUUUUCAUUAUGGUCUGACAGAACGACAAUUACUUAGAUAUGUACAUAUCGCUGGAAAAGGAAAAAGGUCAACAGGCCAGGUUUUACUACAAUUACUUGAAAUGCGUUUGGAUAAUAUCCUUUUUCGAUUGGGUAUGGCUUCAACCAUUCCUGGGGCCCGCCAAUUAGUCAACCAUAGACAUAUUUUAGUUAAUGGUCGUAUAGUCAAUAUACCAAGUUUUCGUUGCAAACCCCGAGAUAUUAUUACUACGAAAGAUAACCAAAGAUCAAAAGGUCUGGUUCAAAAUUAUAUUGCUUCAUCGGACCCGGGGAAAUUGCCAAAGCAUUUGGCGAUUGACACGUUGGAAUAUAAAGGACUAGUAAAUAAAAUCCUAGAUAGGAAGUGGGUCGGUCUCAAAAUAAAUGAGUUGUUAGUUGUAGAAUAUUACUCUCGUCAGACUUGAACUUAACGAAAAAAGGAAAGGUUCAUAGAAUUUUCUUCCCCUUCCCCUUUCCCCGAACUAAAUCACCCUAAGACCAUUACCAUUAAUUUGUAUUUUCCCAUCAACUAGCUAAAAUUGAUUAACCCUAGGAUUAGGAUCCUUUUUUUCUUUUUUCCUCUAUGUGUAUUUUACAUACCACAGUAAUUUGCUAUAGAGAAUUUCUAAUUUCUAUUAAAUCAAAAUAAGAUAAUAUAAGAUAUUAUAUUAUUGCUGGAAAAAAUUGUUAUUUGAUUUGAUACAUUGUGAUCCUUAACGUUGAUGAAUUAAGAAAAACGGAAAGAGAGGGAUUCGAACCCUCGGUAAACAAAAGUCUACAUAGCAGUUCCAAUGCUACGCCUUGAACCGCUCGACCAUCUCUCCUACAUAACUUAUUAUGGAAAAUAAACUGAGUGAAUAGCGAGUUUUCUUAUUCCUGCAGUACAGGUACAACCGCAACCACUCGGGGGUUCCAUAGUUCUAUUGGAAAAAUUCCUUUUGAUCUAAGUGGAAGGAUACAUGAUUUUUUACUAGAAAUUGCGCUCGCUAUAAAAUAAAAGUUUUAAUUUGGGUUUUCCCGCAACUAAAGAAAAAGAAAAUGGAAGAAUUCUUCUUAUUGCAUAAUAAAAUAAAGAAACCUUAGAAUUCCGUUUGCAUAAGAUACGCUACACCAUACUAUCGAAAUCAAAAAUAGGGUAUUAGACAAUUAAUAACUUUGAAAACACGAAAUAGUUGAUAACAUAAGUUGUUGUUCAGAAAUAGGAAAGUGGAAUGAAAUCCAGUCUUAGUCAAAUAUUUCAUAUCUCUUCGUGUCCAAGCAGAAGGAAAAGGAUACAAUUUGAGCUGAGCGGAAAAUCCAUAUCUCUCUUAUCCAUUUAAAGCAUAUGGAUUUAGAGUAGAGCAUAUGGAUCAAUCUAUUUAUAAUUAUAAGAAUCGAAUGUGUUUGUUUUUAUGUUAUUUUGUGAAGGAAUGAAAACAAUUCUAUAUAGAAUGGGUUGGGAAUUAUGCCUAGAUCCCGUGUAAAUGGAAAUUUCAUUGAUAAGACCUCCUCAAUUGUAGCCAAUAUUUUAUUGCGAAUAAUUCCGACAACCUCAGGAGAAAAAAAGGCAUUUACUUAUUAUAGAGAUGGUGCGAUUAUGUUGGCUCAAUCCGAAGGAAAUUAUGCGGAAGCUUUGCAAAAUUAUUAUGAAGCUACGCGACUAGAAAUCGAUCCCUAUGAUCGAAGUUAUAUACUCUAUAACAUAGGCCUUAUACACACAAGCAAUGGAGAGCAUACAAAGGCUUUGGAAUAUUAUUUCCGGGCACUAGAACGAAACCCCUUCUUACCGCAAGCUUUUAAUAAUAUGGCCGUGAUCUGUCAUUACCGGGGAGAACAGGCCAUUCUACAGGGUGAUUCGGAAAUUGCGGAAGCUUGGUUUGAUCAAGCUGCUGAAUAUUGGAAACAAGCUAUAGCGCUUACUCCGGGAAAUUAUAUUGAAGCACAGAACUGGUUGAAGAUUACGAAGCGCUUUGAAUUUGAAUAAGACCAUGCUCCUUCUUUUUCAUAAAAUGGGUGGUUUGGUUGUUGAUCCAUUAAUCAAAUAAAUUAGGUCGUAA